This is a messenger RNA of Adineta steineri, 501 nucleotides long. NCBI's taxonomy places the organism in Eukaryota, Metazoa, Rotifera, Eurotatoria, Adinetida, Adinetidae. The record is from the annotation of a GenBank genome assembly.
AUGUCAUCUAACAGUAUUUCUCGAUUAUCUGAUUCAAUUCUUCAUCGAUUUUGUUCUCAAAUUUUACCUGCAAUUAGUUAUAAAAUCAAUUGGCUAAAAAUUGAAGUAUCAUCGAUAGAACGUAUUUUACUUCCUCGAAAUUAUCCGAAUUUAUUUGGUCUUGGUAUAUAUAAUAUUGAAAGAGACGAUGAUAUACGUUUCUUGAAAGAAAAUACUUUUAUGCAAAGAUUUAAAAAUCAAAUCUCAUCACUUGUGAUUAAAUCUGUUGAUAAACUAGAUACAUCAAAGAAUGUUAAUACACAUUUGUUCGCGUAUAUUUUUAAUACUUUAAGCCACUUACGAUAUUUCAAGUUUGAUUCAUUACUUUUCUAUGAUCAACGAAUGGCAUUCGUAUAUUCACCACCAUCUAUGUUUUCUUCAACUUUAUUAGAACUACAUGUCAAAGUUGAUUCUUUUACUGAUUGCCUUUACUUACUUGAUGAUCGUUUCGAUCAAUUUUGA